Linum trigynum is the source of this 225-nucleotide messenger RNA. Lineage: Eukaryota; Viridiplantae; Streptophyta; Magnoliopsida; Malpighiales; Linaceae. The record is from the annotation of a GenBank genome assembly.
AUGGCUUACUACACCACAUUAUUUGCUGCAUCGCUAAUGACGACGGCGGUUAUUGUACUACUAGUACUAGUCGGCGGGGGACAUUUGGGCACUUCCCUUGGAGCUCCGAUCUGCGGCGACACUCCGGCGACCGACCAGGCGUCGUUCGCUGGUUACGUACAUGACGUUCACCUACUUCGCCAGGAUUCCAGACCAAGGCGGCACUGGUUCCGCCAUGGGCACUGA